AUGGGGCGUUGGUGGCUGUGCAGGCCUUUUGUGCUCCGCCACUCUUGGUGCCAGCAACUGUGCUCUCCCAGCCCCCCCCCCCCCGCCUGCACUGCACACCUGCGCAUCUCUUCUCCCUCCUCGACGCCUCGUGCACCGCGUCCGCCGAUUUUUCUCUCCUCAAUCGCUCGCCCUAUUCAUCUUCUGCGUUGUGGCCGCGCGCACACCGACAAGAGACACAGACCUCUGCUUCCUGUCCGGUAUCUCUCCGCUUCAUCCACACUUCUGCGCGUGAGAGGCUGUCCUGUGCGGAGGUGUACAGCGCCUCCCUUCUCCCCUCAUUCUCCAUUGCCGCCUGCGCCUACGCAGACCAUCCUGCACGGACCUGGUGAAGACAGCGCUGCUUUUCAUUGCGGUGCCCUUCGCACACCGGGGGAGGUCGCAGCCAUGACAAACUUUUCCCCUGUCCAGUGCGAGACGGACGCCUUCUUCUCGCAAACGACAGGCACCGACGGCAACCCUCUCGCUCAGCCCUUCUUGCCGUCCUCUCGCUCUAGCCUGCCCACCUUUGCUUCCACGAUUGACAUGCACCGACGAGGCACCGCUCACGGCCGUUUACAGAACCGUGCGCGCAUAGACAGCAUCCACCGCAGUGAGGGAGGCCAUGUGGGUCAAGACACGUCUCGCUACACGCAGGCUGCCGCGGUCAGCAGCCAGAAGGCUAUGCACCAGCUGCUGAGUCGCCUGCAGACGUACAGAAGCUUUAAACCCUUUCUCUCUCCCCCGGCGCCGUACAGGGACAACUCCUUUGCGCAUGACCGUGGCUUUAGCAGUUUUGGCGGGCUCUCACCUGGCAGAGGGUCCACUUCGACGGUGAGCAGGAACCAGCUCUGGCAGAUGGUGGACAGGGUCCUCGACACAUCGGUGGCGCAGUUGCUUCGGUACAAUGCUGAGGGCCACUUCAUCAUGACGCUGGAGUCGACACUCGGGUUGGAAGCGCCGAUCUCGACGGCGAAGAGUGGUACCGUCAUUGAGAGCCGCAAAGCGGCGACGCCCGCGAUCAACGGCGGGGCGACUGAGUUGGUAAGCGGGGAGCUCACACCUGCCGACGGCCCGCUCCAUCCGCCGCCGCCCGUCUUGCAGAAAAAUGCCGUCAUGGCGUCCAUCGCGCCACCGAGUGCCUUGGCCGAUCGCUGGGCUUUGGACCACCCUUCUGCGACGGCUGCCGCGGUAAAAGAGCAGCACCGUGCGUGGGCCGUAUUUGACCAGCAGCGACAGCGCACAAGUCGCUGCUUCUACCUCCAGGCUAUGCAGGAGCAGCUGGAUGUUCUGCAGGCGGAGCAGGCGAGGGAUGCUACUGACACGACGCACUCGCCCUCAAGCCGCGGCGACGGCUCGCACCACUACCUCCUGGACAUGCACAGCCCCACUGACCCAGAGGACGUGGUAGCCAAAGCCGAGGAGGAAAGGCAGCAGACGCUGUGGCAUACCUUCCACGAUGGCCCCGUGCUGGCGGCGGGGACUUCCGAGUUGCCUCAUGAGUCGGCACUGGACGUCCCUGGGAUUGUGAGCGCCUACUUGGAGAGCACUGAUCUGCAAGAUUGGCUACAUUCUUCCUGGGCGCACCGCACGCACCGUCAUGAGAGCGCUGCACUGCGAGUACAGUGCGCCUAUCGCAUGUACCGGGCACGGUGUAAGGUGCGAGAGAUGCGGUACGAACGACGGCAGACAUUUUUGGCUAGCCUUAGCGCUGAACGCAAGGCUCGGCAGGUAUGGGACCUAGCGUUGCAGGUGCAGAAAGACACGACGACGACCAGUGGCACCGACAGCACAUUGCGGGGGCUGCAGUUUUUCAUCAACAAGGUGAACGCCGUUGUGGCGAAGCACCGUGCACGCAAACACUAUCAGCAGAGGCAGGAUGCUGAGAUACGCAGGUACGCUGCUACACGCAUACAGGCCGUGUAUCGAGGGCACCGGACACGUGUCUUUGUCACGGAGCUGCGGCAUCCCGAGAUAGCGGCGCUUCGGAAGCAGUUGCAGCGCGAAAACAGUGCGAAGCUGAUGCAGACGUGCUGGCGCCGCUACGCCGCACAACGCCAGUGGUGGCGCGCGCGGCAUGCGGCGUGUGUGCUACAGAGCAUGUAUCGAUGCCGCGCCGCACGACGAAUGCUGGCGGAGCGGCGUUACCAACGGAACCUUGAGGCGUCAGCGGAGCUGACGAAGUUCGCUGCGCAGCGCAUUGAACGGUGGUACGCGUCGUUUCUCGCCGCGCGUAACGCUAUCGGCCGCGCACAUGUGGCGGAGCUGCUGAUACUGCAGCGUGUGUGUCGUGGCUAUCAGGCCAGGCGCUGCGCUCAAGAAGAGAAGCGUCUGUCAAGCCUCCGAUCUGCUGUGCGCACCAUCGAGCAGCGUCGCCGGCGCGUAAUGGAAGUUCGAGAGGCGAUUGAAAGGCGGGCGGCUCUGAGCGCAACCAACGCGGCUAAGCGUACUGCGUCGAUGCGCGACGAUGCCGCUGUUACGAUCCAACGCGCAUGGAGACGACGGUGCGUGCUGCAUGUCUGCUAG
Messenger RNA from Leishmania mexicana MHOM/GT/2001/U1103, 2544 nucleotides. RefSeq lists its product as hypothetical. The transcript has a single exon. Gene Ontology annotation, molecular function: calmodulin binding. Lineage: Eukaryota; Euglenozoa; Kinetoplastea; Trypanosomatida; Trypanosomatidae. The coding region runs from base 1 to 2544 and encodes 847 amino acids. The record is from RefSeq and is a predicted model, not a curated record.